AUGGCUCCAGCGACUAGCGCAACUUCGCUGCUCGAGCGCACAGCAACUCUAGCACUGCGAGCGACAACGACGACAGCCGCAUCCACGGCCACGGCGACGAGCAUAAACUGGGGCGAGCAGUUCGCCUGGCCGCCGUCGGGCAAGAGCCUGCCGUUCUGGCUCGCCAUUUUCAUCAUCUGCCCCGUCAUCUUUGUCGGCAUCUCGUGGAUCGUCUGGGAGUGCAAGUAUGGCAGCCCCGGCAACGACGACGUGCUCAAGGCCCUCAGGGAGAAGCGCAAGGAGAUGGAGCGCCGCGACAAGAUUCCCGUCUACAAGCCCUCGGCAAAGGCUGGCCCCAAGAUUACCACGGCGCAGAUUGGCGCGCCCAAGCCUGUAGUGAUCAAGGGAUAG
Molecule: messenger RNA, 390 nt
Organism: Pestalotiopsis fici W106-1
Lineage: Eukaryota; Fungi; Ascomycota; Sordariomycetes; Amphisphaeriales; Sporocadaceae
Exons: 1
Coding region: 1-390 (129 amino acids)
Source: RefSeq, a predicted model, not a curated record